This is a messenger RNA of Drosophila grimshawi, 2579 nucleotides long. RefSeq names its product cell division cycle protein 16 homolog (gene Cdc16). The record is from RefSeq and is a predicted model, not a curated record. The transcript is spliced from 6 exons. Gene Ontology annotation, biological process: cell division. Gene Ontology annotation, molecular function: protein binding. Lineage: Eukaryota; Metazoa; Arthropoda; Insecta; Diptera; Drosophilidae. The coding region runs from base 17 to 2191 and encodes 724 amino acids.
UGCAAAGCAUUUGUUUAUGUUUGAUAAAAUGGCUGGAAAUACGGAAAACAGCAGUGCCGAGAGCACUAAUGAGAACAUUGAUCUCACGCUCUAUCGCAAACUGGUCAGGCAGUUCAUAGACAUGCGUCGAUAUUCGACAGCAUUGUUUUGGGCAGAAAAGGUAGCCGUGCUGAGUGGCCAGGAGCCGCGCGAUGUCUACUACCAGGCGCAGUGCAUGUUCCUCCUGGGCGAGUUCCAUCGUGCGGCGCACACCAUCCAGCAUUACAAGCUGGAGAAGACUUCCUUGCCAUGCUUCAAUCUAUUGCUGGAGAGCCUCUACGCGGCCAAAGAGUACAACAAUGCGGCAAACAUAAUCCAAAUCGUUGAGGUCGAGACUAUGACCGCAUCCCUGCUUAAUCAGCCGCCAGAUAUGGGCAGCGGCUGCUGCCUGGAGACAAACAUCGUCUUUGGCGGCGAAGAGAACAAUCGCAACGAGUUGCUGGCCUCCAUCUUCCUGAUGAAGGGCAAAGUUUACGAGGCAUUGGAUAAUCGUGGCAUGGCUAUGGAUUUUUAUGUGCAGGCUCUUCACAAAUCUAUAUAUUGCUUUGAGGCGCUCGAUGCGUUGGUUCAGCAUGAAAUGCUUAUGGCCUGGGAGGAGUUUGAGCUGAUGCAUCAUUUGCCAUUGGCCCAACAGUCCAGCGAUUCAGACGCCAAGUUCAUCUUGAAGCUGUACGAGUCGCGAUUGAAGAAGUACUAUGAAUUGAUAUCAGCGCGUAACGCUGAGGAAAUCUCACCCAUUGUCAAUCCGGAUGUGCUGAAGUAUAUUAAAGAGUUUACGGUGCGUGUGCAGCAAACUUGUUCGUCGGACGGAAUCUUGCCCAAGCCGACAGAGCCCAAACUACCAUUGACGCCAAGACAGUUUAUGUCGCCCGCCCAAAAAGUGCUGGAGGAUCUGAAAGCUCCGUCGUUUUCGUUGCAGACGAGCCUGUCACGCGCCUCCUCCAUGAUUGAUGCCACGGCGCGUUCGAUCUUCGAUGCCUCCCAUCAUCGCUGUUCGCGCGAACCGCAGGCGGACACUUUGAUGACCCUCAACGAUUGCUUGCUGAGAGUGCAGCGCAGCACAGAUCUUCUGUCGGCGGAAGCUGAGAAAUGUUUCUAUGACUGCGACUACAAGCAAUGCCUGAAAAUCUUAACUAACUUGCUAAAGGUUGAUCCAUUUCACAACAAUGCGCUAACCAUACAAAUUGCAUGCCUUGUGGAGAAUGGUGACUUCAACAGACUCUUCUAUGUGGCACACAAAUUGGUCGAUCGGUAUCCGGACAAGGCGAUUUCGUGGUAUGCCGUUGGUUGCUACUACGACAUGAUUGGCAAAAGCGAUCCGGCACGCCGGUACUUAUCAAAGGCUACUUCGCUGGAUCGUUUCUACGGGCCUGCUUGGCUGGCCUAUGGUCAUUCGUUCGCCAAUGAGAACGAGCAUGAACAGGCCAUGGCCGCCUACUUCAAGGCAACGCAGCUGAUGCGCGGCUGUCAUUUGCCCCUGCUUUAUAUUGGUGUGGAGUGUGGACUUACCAAAAAUUUGGAAUUGGCCGAGAAAUUCUUUCUGCAAGCGAUGACAAUUGCACCAAUGGAUGUCUAUGUCCUGCACGAACUGGGCGUCAUCAAAUACGAAUAUGAGUAUUAUGAUGGGGCUGCCACCAUCUUUCAGUGUACCGUGGACAUUAUUAAGCAGCGCGCCAAGACGAACAAUGAGGAGGUUUCUGCACGCUGGGAGCCUCUAUUUAUAAAUCUGGGACACUCCUGUCGGAAAAUACAAAAAUACGAGGAGGCACUGUAUAAUUUUCAAUUUGCCCUGUUGUUGAAACCGCAAAGUGGGACAACAUAUACCUCGAUUGGCUUUAUACAUGCUCUACUUGGCAAUUUGGACAAGGCCAUUGAGUAUUUCCACAAGAGCCUAGCGCUAAAUCGUGACUGCAUUGUCACCUCGACCAUAUUGAAGAAUUGUAUCGAGGAUAUGAUGGAUGACACGGGCACCAUCGAUGAGAUUUGCAGCAAGGCAUUGAGAGAUGUCACUAAAUCAAUAACGUCGAGAAGCCAGCGUGUUCUAAAUGCAGUUAAAUUGAGCGGCAUUAAAAUGAAUCUCGAAUUCGUUGAAGAGGAGGAGCUAUCCAAUUCGGAUUCAAAUAUGGUUGUAGAAAUGAGCUUCGAUACGUAGACAACUUUGAUGCAAACAACUUAUGCAUGCACACAUUCUCAACCAAAAAAAAAAAAAAGGCUGGCAAACUGAGUUUUCCCCACAUUUUCUGUUGAUGACUCAUUCAAACUCAUAAAAUAUGCUGCAAGCUGCUGCUUGUGCCAUCUGCACUUGAACCCAAUUCAUGCACACGGCUUGCACAGCUGUUCAGCUGUUCUGGCUAAUGAACCAAAACCAAAGUAGAGAAUGGGAUUUUCGAGAAUGUUUUCCCCAUUGCUAUUUGAAGUUGCCGCCGUGUUGUGUUUUGUGUUUGUAUGCUUUGUAUUAGGUAUUUAAGUCUGCGAAUUGUUCUUAUUGAGAUCAUCAUUGUGUUCUUGGUUGACAUUAAAUUCACUAUAUAUUCAAUUUA